Molecule: messenger RNA, 692 nt
Organism: Anopheles maculipalpis
Lineage: Eukaryota; Metazoa; Arthropoda; Insecta; Diptera; Culicidae
Exons: 3
Coding region: 27-692 (221 amino acids)
Source: RefSeq, a predicted model, not a curated record
AGUGAUCGUCACACCACGUACCAGAAAUGGUGAAGCUUCAUCUCGUUUGUGGCGUGCUGCUGUUCGCCUUUCUCGGCUGGGCUCACGGGUUGCCGGUGAAGGAGCAGGAGCUAGAGGAGGUCCUGACCAAGCUGCAGGAGCUGAAGCGACUGAACGAUGGCCAACUAAAGCAAGUCAAUGAGGAAAAGCUGCAGCUCAGCACAACUUCCGGACAGCGGCCAGCUGGAUCAUCACCGGGUGCCGUUUCUACCGCAACUACUGGCUACAAAGCGAAACGUUCGCUCAACAACUCCGACCGGCGGACACUGCUGUACAACUACUAUUCGCGUGGAUUGGCCCCGAUGUACGACAAGCGCAACUUUGACGAGAUUGAUCGAUUCGCACGGUUCAACGGUAAGCGCAACCUGGACUACGAACCGUCGUACACCGGAUCGAUGGAUCAUGGCUACAAUGGACGCUUCAGCAAGCGUAACUUUGAUGAAAUUGAUCGUUUUAAUGCAGGCUUCAACUAUCGUCUUAAUGGAGACGAUAUGGCCACGAUCGGUAAGCGCAACUUUGACGAGAUUGAUCGAUUCGGACGGUUCGCCUUCAACAAGCGAUACUUCCCGGAGGUAAACGAGCUCAGCCCCGGCAACAAUCUGAAGCACGAUCUCUCGGAAGAUAUGGCCGUUAUUAAUGAAUAUUCGCAGUAA